Cucurbita maxima (winter squash) is the source of this 2545-nucleotide messenger RNA. Its product is annotated as subtilisin-like protease SBT1.6. Gene Ontology annotation, molecular function: serine-type endopeptidase activity. NCBI's taxonomy places the organism in Eukaryota, Viridiplantae, Streptophyta, Magnoliopsida, Cucurbitales, Cucurbitaceae. Gene Ontology annotation, biological process: proteolysis. The coding region runs from base 65 to 2377 and encodes 770 amino acids. The record is from RefSeq and is a predicted model, not a curated record. The transcript has a single exon.
UGCCGGUUAUAUUUUCCCCCAAUUCUUGUUUGUCGGCAUAUUCACUCUCCAUUUCCACUCUCUAAUGGCCGCUUAUCUCUCCCCUCUCUUCUUCUUCUUUCUUUUGAUUGUUCAUCGAUUGACAGUUUCGGCCGAUUCGCCAUUGAAGAAGACCUUCAUCUUCCGUGUGGAUCGUUUCUCUAAGCCCUCUGUUUUUCCCACCCAUUACCACUGGUACACUUCUGAGUUUGCAGAAUCCCACAAAAUCCUCCAUGUUUACGACACCGUUUUCCAUGGAUUCUCUGCAACUCUCACUCAACAACAAGUUGAUUCCAUCGGGAAACACCCUUCUGUGCUCGCCGUUUUUGAGGAUCGUCGCCGGCAGCUUCACACCACCCGUUCCCCUCAGUUUCUUGGCCUUCGAAACCAGCGUGGUCUCUGGUCGGAUUCUGAUUAUGGGUCGGAUGUAAUCAUUGGGGUUUUCGACACUGGGAUUUCCCCCGAACGGCGAAGCUUCUCCGAUGUGAAUUUGGGGCCGAUUCCUCGCCGGUGGAAGGGGGUUUGUGAGACGGGAACUAAGUUCACGGCUAGAAACUGUAAUAGGAAGAUCGUCGGUGCGAGGUUUUUCUCUAAGGGUCAUGAAGCUGGGUCCAACGCUGCCGGUCCGAUUAUUGGGAUUAACGACACGAUUGAGUUUAGAUCUCCGAGAGAUGCCGACGGCCAUGGGACUCAUACGGCCUCCACGGCGGCUGGGCGCCAUGCGUUUCAGGCGAGUUUGGAGGGUUUUGCUUCUGGGAUAGCGAAGGGUGUGGCUCCUAAAGCGCGUUUGGCGGUUUAUAAAGUUUGUUGGAAAAAUUCUGGUUGUUUUGAUUCUGACAUUCUUGCGGCAUUUGAUGCGGCGGUUAACGACGGCGUGGAUGUCAUUUCGAUCUCGAUUGGAGGCGGCGAUGGGGUUUCCUCGCCGUAUUAUCUCGACCCAAUUGCAAUCGGAGCGUACGGCGCCGCUUCCAGGGGUAUCUUCGUUUCGUCUUCGGGUGGGAAUGAUGGACCUAAUGGAAUGUCAGUGACGAACUUGGCGCCGUGGGUUACGACCGUUGGAGCCGGUACGAUUGACCGUAAUUUCCCGGCGGUGGUGACUCUAGGUAACGGACGGAGGAUUUCCGGCGUGUCACUCUACGCCGGAGCGCCUUUGAACGCUACAAUGUUUCCAUUGGUUUACCCUGGGAAAUCAGGGGUGCUCUCUGUUUCGCUCUGUAUGGAUAACUCUCUCGAUCCUAAGGUUGUUGCCGGAAAAAUUGUGAUCUGCGACAGGGGAAGUAGUCCCAGAGUGGCUAAGGGUUUGGUCGUUAAGAAAGCCGGCGGCGUCGGAAUGAUUCUGGCGAAUGGAAUCUCAAACGGCGAAGGACUCGUCGGGGACGCCCAUCUUCUUCCCGCUUGCGCAGUCGGCUCCGACGAAGGAGAUUCCAUGAAAGCCUACGCAUCGUCCUCUGCAAAUCCCACCGCCACCAUCGCCUUCCAGGGCACUAUAAUCGGAAUCAAACCGGCGCCGGUGGUGGCUUCCUUCUCAGCAAGAGGGCCAAAUGGAUUAAACCCUGAAAUUCUAAAACCAGACUUAAUCGCACCAGGGGUUAACAUUCUCGCCGCCUGGACCGACGCCGUCGGUCCAACCGGUUUGGACUUCGAUACAAGAAAAACAGAGUUCAACAUCUUGUCUGGUACAUCAAUGGCGUGUCCUCAUGUAAGUGGCGCCGCUGCUCUGUUGAAGUCAGCUCACCCAGAUUGGAGUCCAGCGGCGUUAAGAUCCGCCAUGAUGACCACCGCAAGUACCACCGACAACCGACGACAGCCGAUGACGGAAGAAUCCACCGGAAAAGCUUCAACUCCGUACGAUUUCGGUGCUGGGCAUGUAAAUUUGGGUCUAGCAAUGGACCCGGGUUUAGUCUACGACAUUACAAACACGGAUUAUGUCAAUUUCUUGUGCUCAAUCGGAUACGGACCGAAGAUGAUUCAAGUGAUAACAAGAACGCCGGUAACCUGUCCGGCGAAAAAACCAUUGCCGGAAAAUCUCAAUUACCCAUCAAUCGUUGCAGUAUUCUCCAGUCUAUCAAAAGGGUGGUCGACAAAGUCGUUUAUCCGAACAGUGACGAACGUGGGUCCGGCAAAUUCAGUGUACCGUGCCAAAAUCGAAGCUCCAAAAGGGGUAACGGUGAAAGUAAAGCCUUCAAAGCUCGUGUUCUCAGCGGCGAUGAAGAAACAGAGCUUCGUUGUAGCAGUGUCAGCCGACAACCAGAAUCUAGCACUGGGCGACGUGGGCGCUGUUUUUGGUUGGGUUUCUUGGUCGGAUGGAAAGCAUGUGGUCCGAAGCCCACUCGUAGUAACCCAAUUAGAGCCGUUGUAAAGCUUUGGAAUUCGAUCAUCCAUCUCCUAAUGAUCGAUGGCUACACCAUCUAAGAUUGCUAUUUUCUUCCUUUUUUACAGCUUUUUUUUGGCUCUUUCAAGCUUAUAAUCCUAUGUUGUUGUGUGAGAUAUGUUUUAUAUGAUGAUCAAUGGCUUUGGCUUCGAACUC